Molecule: messenger RNA, 6614 nt
Organism: Salvia splendens (bonfire salvia)
Lineage: Eukaryota; Viridiplantae; Streptophyta; Magnoliopsida; Lamiales; Lamiaceae
Product: chromatin modification-related protein EAF1 B
Exons: 23
Coding region: 358-6048 (1896 amino acids)
Cellular component (GO): NuA4 histone acetyltransferase complex
Source: RefSeq, a predicted model, not a curated record
UGCGGGGAACCAACGAGCACGAAGGGGGACGAGCCUGCAGCUUCAUUCCUAGAUCAAAAUCUCACGCAGUUACACGCACUGACCUAUACAUACACGUAUUCUGUAUGCAUACGAUCCUCUUCAUUGCCAUGCUGUACCGGAAAUGCCUCUAUAGAGUCAGGUGAAUAUGCAAUCAUUGCUUUGAGUUGAGGUACCUUGUGCAAUCAGAGGCAAAACCCUAGAGGAGCUGAGGGGGGAUUUUCCAAGUCACGAGCUGCAAUUCCUUCGUGGUCAAUCGCAAUUCAGUUUUGUUCUUUAGGAGUUUGCAUUUGGUCUCGAGUUCAUGGAGACAGUAAUUUGUAGCUUUUGAACUGGGUGAUGCAUGGGUGCGACUCACCGUCUGUGCUCUUAGUAAAUGCCGAAGUUGAGUCUAUGGGAGGAGUUGUCGAAGGUGGAGUUGGUAUUGCUCACAAAACUUCUCUCAGACGAGCAGCUAUCGAAAGGAUCCAAGGAGAGCUCAGGCAAGAGUAUAAUGUUCGGGAUAAGACAAAAAGAGAAUUGGAAUUUCUUGAAAAAGGUGGAAAUCCCUUGGAUUUACUUAAGCCUGGAGAUGCUGCUUCAAUUAGUGUUCAGUCAACUUCGUUGACCAAUCAACAUCAGGAUCACUUUGUUACCGGUGAAGCAAAAGGCAGUUUUGCAUUCACUGCGUCACCCCAUGGAGACUCUGUGGAGAGUAGUGGUAGACUUGGGGUGGAUCUUUGUGAACCCAAUAGUGCUGAUAAUCUUAUGCUAUUUGAUGGUGAACAUGACUGUUCUGAGGGUGAUAAGAUUUCAUUACAUCCUAGAAGGAAUAAAACUGUGCUACCAGAAAAGUUAUCUCAGAUGGAUGGGAGUCAUAGGACUCGGGAACAUGGUGAAUCAGUUGCUUUUAGCGUGCCUAAAAAAGCGUAUAAGAGAAGGAAUAGGUCCCGUCCAAAUCGUGAUGGGAUUAGAUUGAGUUCAGUUGAUGUAAAUACAACUCAUGGCAGUGAUGGCUCUUCUCUACCGCCUCACCACGACAAGGAGCUUAAAGGACAAAUAUCUGAUGCCGAAAAUCCGUUUAUAUCUAUAAAUUGUGAUUCAAAGCCUAUGUGUGCUAAAGAUGGUGUGAAGGAUGGAAUGGUGGAGACACAACAGGAUAUAAAGUUAGGUGAUGGAAAGGCUGUAGAGUCAUCUAAAAACCUGCUCGAACCUGUACUUGUGGAGGCUGCAUCAGAUGCUAUUGCCUGUACUCUGGAUGAUCAAUGUAAUCAACAAUCACAAUGUGAUGCUUUAGAGACUCCCACUCAAAUGACUUUUGAUGGAUCUGAGGCCAUACAGACAAUUGAAGAGAUGACUUCUGCAGUUAAUGAGUGCCAGAAAAUUGAGCCUGCCAAUAAAACUGAGAAGGAAUCUAGUUACUGUCAAAUAAAUGGUAGCAGCAGUGAAAAGGAUGGGACAAAAUUUGAUGCUCAUAACAUGACUGACUUGUGUGGCAUGAAGGUUUUGGAUUCUUCAUUAUCUUGUGCACAAACCAACAAAAGUAUUGAUGGAAACAAUGUUGGUGGUAUGUGUAAAAAAGUUACAAAUGGCGAUUCAAAUGUGCCUAUCAAAGAUCAGACUAUACCCUCAGAGGGAACGGCAUUGGUAGAAAGUGAUGAGCUUGUAAUUGAAAAGAGACAGGCGGGGGUGGUUGGUGGUUGUGCUCUUGACAACCCAAAAAACUCCUCAGCAUGUCUGAUGCAGCAAGAGAGUGGCUUCAAGCGGAAACAUGAAGAAUUGAAUGACAAUGGAUCUGCUAUGAAGAAUGAGAUGAAAAAUCAAAUUGUUAAUGAAGCAAUGGAGCCUUCUUCUGAACCAAGGGGGUCAGAAUCAGGAAUAAAAACUGAUCCUCUUUUGGAUGGAAAUCUUGGAUUACGUGACGAAAUUUCAUGUGCUGUUAUAAAUCAGCAUUCUUUUUAUACUUCAACUUCUGAUUUCCCUAAUGAUGGAUCAUUGACUAAGAAUUCUACUAUUUCCCUUGAGGCUCAAACUUCUUCCUCUUCAAACUCAAAACUACAGCUAGAAAUUGAUGAAGAUUCAGUCUUGAAAGAAGCACAAAUUAUCGAGGCAAAACGAAAGAGGAUUGCACAAUUAUCUGCUUUGACAUCUGUGAGAAAAAUGCAUCCAAAAUCUCAUUGGGAUUAUGUGCUCGAAGAGAUGACAUGGUUGGCAAAUGAUUUUACUCAGGAGCGUACUUGGAAAAUAGCUGCUGCGGCUCAAAUAAGUUCUCGAGCUGCUUUUGCUUCUAGGUUGAGAAAACACGAGAGCAAUUCUGGUAUGGAGGCAAAAAAAGUAGCUCAUACCUUGUCAAAACAUAUCAUGGAGUUCUGGCAUUCUGUUGAGGCAAAGACCUCAUUACUUGAGCAGGAAAGAAAAAGAGAUGACACUCUUCCCGUUAAGGCUUAUGCAGUUAGAUUUUUGAAACAUCACAAUUUCAAUGUUAUUAAUAACCAAGCUGAGGUGUCGGUGACUCCAGAUAGAGUAUCUGACAUGGAGAUCCUUGACCUCUCAUGGGACGAUAAAUUAACAGAAGAAAAUCUCUUCUAUGCAGUCCCCGCUGGGGCCAUGGAAGCCUAUAAGCACUCAAUAGUAUCACAGGUUGCACGGUGUGAGAACAUAGGAAAUAGUGCUCAAGAGGAAGUGAAAGAAACAUCUGCCUAUGAUGCCACUGCAGACUUUGAAUCUCAAGAUACUGCAUAUGAUGAGGAUGAGGGGGACAUAAGCCCAUAUAACAUGCCAAUGGCCUUUGACAAUAGUAAGUCCUCAAGAUUUGGCCAAAAGAAGCGUAAACACUUGAUACGUGGUUAUGGGGUGAAAUCAUACGAAGUAAGCUCCGACAAAUUGCCAAUGCGAUAUGCUGAAAACAAAAUUGUCAGUCAACCAACCACUUUAAUGGUGAAGCGACCAGGUGGCAGUCUUAAUGUGUCAAUUCCAACAAAACGCGUCCGGACUGCUUCCAGGAGAUUUAUCAGCCCAUUUAGUGCAGGAACCUCUGAAUGCCUUCAGCUACCUAAUAAAACAGAUGCUUCGAGUGAUGAUACCAAUUCAUUUCAGGAUGAGCAGUCGACUCUUCAUGGCGGAUCAUUUGUUCCAAAUAGCUUGGAAGUUGAGUCAGGCAGGGACUUCAAUAAGCAAUUACCAUUUUACUCAGCAGAAAUCAUGACAAAACAUAAGAAAAGGAAGAGACCCAAGCAUCUGCAUGCUUCGUAUGAACCAAGAUGGCAGGUUGAUACUACCUUCCAAAUAGAGCAGUUUCAGAGGGAUAACAAUAACAUAAAGAAAAGUCAGCAACUUGAGUCUAAUGGCAACAGUGGUUUAUUUGGUCAACCCGUGAUAAAGAAGCCAAAGAUUAUGCGUUUAUCAGAAGAUAACUCUUUUGAGAAUAUUGCUCCUGGUUCUGCUCCUUCUCCAGCAGCCUCCCAAAUGAGUAACAUGUCUAAUCCAAAUAAAUUUGUUAAAAUGCUUAGUGGUCGGGAUCGGGGUAGAAAGCCAAAGAUUAUGAAGAUGCCUACUGGUCAGUUGGGUUCAGGAAGUCCAUGGACACUCUUCGAGGACCAGGCACUUGUUGUCCUGGCACAUGACUUGGGCCCAAACUGGGAGCUUGUUAGCGAUGCUAUCAACAGUACUCUGCAGUUCAAGUGCAUAUAUCGCAAAGCUAAGGAAUGCAAGGAGCGCCACAAUUUUUUGAUGGAUAAAACAUCUGGUGAUGGAGCAGAUAGUGCUGAAGACUCUGGGUCCUCUCAACCAUAUCCUUCUACACUGCCUGGCAUUCCCAAGGGAAGCGCCAGGCAGUUGUUUCAGCGUUUGCAGGGGCCAAUGGAAGAAGAAACUCUCAAAUCUCACUUUGAGAAAAUCAUCAUUAUUGGGCGGAAACAACAGUACCAUAAAAACCAGAAUAAUAAUCAGGAUCCCAAACAACUCCAGCAACCUCAUGGAUCUCAUGCAUUUGCACUGUCCCAAGUCUUCCCGAACAACCUGAAUGGAGGCCCCGUUCUAACCCCUCUGGAUUUAUGUGAUGCCACUAUUUCUGGCCCGGACAUACUUCCCAUUGAUUAUCAAGGGUCACAUCCUAGUGGAUUAGCCGUUGCAAAUCAGGGUCCUGCGACUUCGAUGCAUCCUGCAUCUGGUGCUGUUUCUGCACUGCAAGGAUCGCCAAAUAUGAUGCCUGGCAACAACUUUUCAUCCUCACCAGGCUCUAUGAGGGAUGGUAGAUAUGUUGUUCCUAGACCUGCAUCACCCGACGAACAGCAUAGAGUGCAGCAGUAUAACCAUAUGAUGACUAAUAGGAAUGUGGCACAGCCUAAUCUCACUCCUUCUGGAGCUCUUCCAGCAGCUGAUCGUGGUUCCCGUUUACUUCCUGGUGUUAGUGGCAUGGGUAUAGGCAGCGGUGUUACUAGAAGCAUGCCAAUGACAAGGCCUGGGUUCCAAGGCAUUGCUUCAUCAUCUAUGGUUAACUCUGGGAGUAUGCACUCUGGAGUAGGUUCUGGUCAAGGAAGUUCCAUGUUGAGACCUCGUGAACCUCUGCACACGAUGCGGCCUGGCCUGAGUCGGGAUUCGCAGAGGCAAAUGACGGCGCCUGAGCUUCAUAUGCAGGCCUCACCAGGAAACAGCCAAGUGCCUCACUUUGGUGGAUUGAGUUCGGCCUUACCUAAUCAGACCGUGUCUCCACCAGUAUCCUCGUACCCGCUCCAUCAUCAGCCGUCCCAUCCAGUAUCACCUCAGCCUCAAGUCCUUAGUCCUCGUCACCCACAUUUCCAAGGACCGACUAAUCAUACCCCAAAUCCCCAACAGCAAGCCUAUGCUAUUCACUUGGCCAAAGAGAGAAAACAUCGUCUUCUGCAACAGCAGCAGCACCCAGUACAGCCACAGUUUGCUGCAUCUAGUUCUUUGAUGCCACAUGUUCAGUCACAGUCUCAACUCCCAAUAUCACCUACAGUACAAAAUAGUUCACAAGUUCAAUUCCAAUCAGCUACACCGCCGGUAUCACUUUCUCCGUUGACAUCAGUUUCUUCAAUUCCCCAGCAUCAGCAGAAGCAUCAAUUACCAGGUCAAGGAGGUACACGGAAUGCACAAGCUGGUAGGAGUGGGCUUGCUAAUCAGACUGGCAAGCAUAGACAAAAACAGCAACAGCAGCUUUCACAAUCUAGAAGGCAACAUCCUCAGCAGCGGCAGCAUUCACAAGCUCAACAGCCUGCUAAGGAUGUAAAAGGAGUGGGGAGAGGUGGCCUGACGAUGCAUCAGACCCUUCCAGUUGAUCCUUUGUUAGGAAAUGGGGUUUCAACAAGUCCCAGGAAUCAAAGUUCCGAUCAAGGAGAUACAUCCACUCAUUUAAUGUCAAGUCAGGGCCCAUUUUCCAAUUCUCCGCCAAAUACUGUGCAGCCAACAGGGCAAUAUGGGUCCCCACGGCCACCUAACCAGUCCGUUACUCACCAAAAGAAUCAUCCAUCGGCCAUGUCUAAUUCAAACCACCAACAGACAUUAUCCCACCAGAAGUUAGUGAAUCAAAACAAAUUGGCUCUUCAAAGACUGCAGCCAAAUCGCCAGAUAGAGUCUGAUCUAGCAAAACCACAAGCUGUAGAUUCUGACGCCGACCAGCACCGAACAAGCAACUCUGGUGAGAUGGUUGCCACAACAACAUUACCUCGGACCGCUAGUAAUGCAACUAAUGCGGCAAAGGCUGUCUCUUCGGCCAAUACUCACCAAUGGCAUGCUUCAGAACAACCAUUGGAUGGGCAUACAACCAAUAUAAGUCGCACAGUGUCAAUGCCAGCUACUGCUGGUGAGUCUGCUACGCAGGUGGGACAAGAGCUUGGCCAGAGGCCGUUGGCCAGCUUGCCUUCUAGUAAACAUGAUGUUAGUGCACACUUCCAGCAGCAUCAGCAGUCGUCACAACUUCCACAUCCUCAUUCACCAGCGUCCCAGCAGCCUCUAUAUUCUCAGCAGGGGCAGCUGCUUCAAGCAAGCAAAGGCAAUUUAUAUGGUCGGCCCAGUGACCAUAGUGUGGAAUGAAGACAAGCCAACAGAUUGUGUAGUGAUGAUACUGCUACUCAUGUCUGGUCAGCACGCUCUUACACACCAUUGUACAGUGAAGCUCGCCUUGUGGCACGAAGAAAAUCUGACACGUUAAUGAAAUCUAAGAGCUCUACAAACAGAGAGACCCCGGGCUGCUCAAAUUUUUGGCAACAUGUAUAUUAGAAGUGCCCCUAGGGCUUCGGGAAGAUAGAGACAGAUAGUAGAGGUAGGUGUAGAGAGUCUUGUCUCUUGUUUCGUUACCUUUUUUCUUAUGCCCCUUUAUGUUAUUGUGGUGAUGUCGGGUAGGGGGGCGUUUGUUUUAAGCUGCAUAGAUCAGUGAUGCAUUGUUGCCUGUAGGGCCGUUAUCGUUAUUAUGGCCGAAGGAAGGCUAUGGGAGUAUUUUUGUGAAUAUGAAUUAGUGUUGUCGUGCAUAAAACACACUACAGUGUAGGCAACAUUCCUUGAAAUAGUGGUUCCAUGCAUCCGUUGUAUAUUGUUGUAUUUUGUUCAAGAUUUGAACAAUGAGGUAAUCAAAAGAUGUGCCCAUGCUAUUUUCUUACUCA